UGUUGACAGUCCUCAAUGGGACUAAUGCUGAGGGUGGCAGGAAUAACCUAAAGUUGAAUGAUAGCUAAACUGGUUUUACCGGUUAUCUAGUCUGAAAAUUACCAUUUGUGAUUUCUUUUACGGGAAUAGAGCGACGCUGGCUUCUAACAUUCGCUCCUUAGUUAUUCAGAAGCUGAUCUGCAUGCGUGCGUGAGCUGCAAACCGGCUAACUUUAAAUGCUAGCUAACUACAGUUUGACAGCUUGGCAGCAAUGCAUAUAAAGGAAUGUAUAGUCUCUGCACCUGGAAAAGCAAUUCUUCACGGCGAGCAUGCUGUAGUCCACGGGAAGGUGGCCUUGGCUGUGAGCUUGAAUCUGCGCACAUAUCUGCGCCUGGAGGCGAAUCCCACCGGUAAAAUAGGCAUCAAUCUACCCAACAUCAACACAUUCCUUUCCUUUGAUGCAACUGCGCUGCAGUCGCCGCUGCCCGACCGCACAGCUGACUCGAGGAAUGCGAAGGAGCUGGACGUUGACCUCGUCGCGAGGCUGCGAGGUUUCAUCGGGGUGACGGACAGUAAUUCAGACACUAGUACCAUGGCUGUUCUCGCCUUCCUUUACCUCUACAUGUCCGUCUUUACCGAGUCCGAGGAGCUGCCCGGCCUGACUGUGACGGUGUGGUCGGAGCUGCCCACGGGCGCGGGUUUGGGCUCCAGCGCGGCGUUCUCCGUGUGCCUGGCUGCGGCACUGCUGUCGGCCAGGGGAGCCAUCGCCCCUCCCCCGGGGGACCUGGAGCACACAGCGAGGUGGAGCAGUGAGGAGAUGGAGCUGAUCAACUCGUGGGCCUUUCUGGGAGAGAAGAUCAUUCACGGGAACCCCUCGGGGGUGGAUAACGCCGUGAGCACGUGGGGUGGCAUGCUGAGAUACCAUGCUGGGAAGAUUACACCACUUAGCAGGGUCCCGAUGCUGCGGAUCCUCCUCACCAACACCAAAGUUCCUCGCAGCACCAAGGUCCUCGUAGCCGGAGUGAAGGAAAAAAUCGACAAGUUUCCCGCAGUAAUGAGCCCGGUGCUGGAGUCGAUCGACGCCAUCUCCUCCAUGUGUCAGCAGACGCUGAAUGAAAUGGCCAGUGAGCCCAUGCCAGAACACUACAGCGUGCUAGAGGAGCUGAUGGACAUCAACCAGCACCACCUGGACGUCCUGGGCGUGGGACACCCGUCUCUGGCCGCGCUCUGUCGCGUCACGCUGGGGCGGGGCCUCCACAGCAAGCUGACGGGGGCGGGCGGAGGCGGCUGUGGCCUCACGCUCCUCAGGCCAGACACUGACCCCUCAGCGAUCCACAGCGCGACCCGGGAACUGAAGGACUGUGGCUACGAUUGCUGGGAGACCAGCAUCGGCGCACCCGGCGUGCAGCAGCAUUCUCUGUCCUCCGUCAAAGAGGAAGUUCUGCGGUUCUUAAACCAUUAGCGAGACGCCGGCCGGCGGUGGAAAGUGUAGGAGUGUAUUUUCCCCGGCCCUGCCCGGAGCCGGGUCCGGACGCUUCCAUUUCUCCAGCCCUGACAGGCUGUCGGUGGUGGUUUAUGACUCGACUCCGGCUCGGCACUUGUAUCCCGGACAUUAGGAGACUGAUGGUCUUUGCUCAAACUAUUGGCAGCUAACUAAAGGCUUUUUUCCCCCCACUCCCUCUGCUCAUGCGGUUCUUCUCCGAGUGAGGGAUGCACAGACACUCUGGCCCGAAUCAUUCAAACGUCUCUCUCUCUCUCUCUCUCUCUCUCUCUCUCUCUCUCUCUCUCUCUCUCUCUCUCUCUCUCUCUCUCUCUCUCUCUCUGCGGGCUGCCUGCUUAUCGCACGGCAUCAGAGCUUUUGUGGAAAUAAAAAUCAGGAAAUGGCAAAUGAGGACGAAAUUACAGGCCUAUUCAGGCGUAAUCGGUGCAGUUACUAGCAAUAAAACAUUUGGUUGAAAUGGAAUAUUCUGGAAGCAAGUUUUAUGCAGACAGCUGAGGCAAAUCUGUCAAUUAAGGGAAGAUAUUCUGUACGGGGGGGGGGGUCAACGAGCUUCUGCCAGCUUCUCUGUACAUCCAGUUUGGGCUGUGGUGGUGGUUUAGGUUGCACACGUCUGAAGAAAAUCACUUUGAGAUGAGUGCCUACCUGUGUCCCAUACCCUUUGUACUCAUGUAAUAGAGACGUAUGGUGUCUGUAGUGAGCUAACAUGACCAGUAGGUGGCAGUAAUGUCAUUCAAGUCCAUACUUCAAAACGUCUUGCUGCUGGAAUGAUUUAUUUGCAAUUAUGUAUGUAAUGAGUUAAUUUCCCAUUUCUGAAACCUCAGUUGUGUUAAUUUAUUAACAUUUUGGGAGUGUGUAAAAUGUCACAGUGGCUGCAAGGGCCCAACUCUGGAGGACUGGCCUCGUGCAAGUCACUCCUGCGUCAGCGUCUCAACUAACAGCCGACACUGCAAUACAUUUUAUUGAGAAUAAAGUGCUGCGUUUAAACGA
This is a messenger RNA of Conger conger (European conger), 2467 nucleotides long. It is a transcript of the gene mvk, whose product is annotated as mevalonate kinase. Gene Ontology annotation, biological process: isoprenoid biosynthetic process; cholesterol biosynthetic process. Lineage: Eukaryota; Metazoa; Chordata; Actinopteri; Anguilliformes; Congridae. The transcript is spliced from 10 exons. The coding region runs from base 251 to 1441 and encodes 396 amino acids. Gene Ontology annotation, cellular component: cytoplasm. The record is from RefSeq and is a predicted model, not a curated record. Gene Ontology annotation, molecular function: ATP binding; mevalonate kinase activity.